This is a messenger RNA of Panicum hallii, 1800 nucleotides long. RefSeq names its product transcription factor bHLH144-like. The coding region runs from base 767 to 1591 and encodes 274 amino acids. Gene Ontology annotation, molecular function: protein dimerization activity. The transcript has 3 exons. Lineage: Eukaryota; Viridiplantae; Streptophyta; Magnoliopsida; Poales; Poaceae. The record is from RefSeq and is a predicted model, not a curated record.
AGAAGUGCCGCAAAAGGGUAGCGAGCAACAGGAGAGAGGGACCAAUCGGAGCAUCCAUCCAAUCCGGCGCCGGCCGCUCGCCGUUCAUCCUCCGUUGCAUAAAACCCCGUGCCCCUCCUUUGCCGGCUCAGUCGUUCAUCCUCCUCCAUCCUAGCCCCGCCCCAUUCUCUGUUCUGCUCGGCUCAGCCUCCAUCGUGUGCUGCCGUUUCAGUUCAGACAGCCUCGAUUGGCGGGCGCGGAGGAAGCGGAGGAAGGCAGGGCUGGAUGCCGUGGGCGGGCACGGUCGUGCGGCUGCUGGUGUUCUUCCGCGUCAUCCUGUGAUGAUCUAGCGAUCGCCUGGUCUGGAGCCCGGGCCCGAGGAGCCCAUGUGCAUUGGGUUCAAGUUCAAUUCAACUGGAGGAGCCUUGGCGCCGUCGCGUGCGACUACGGAUUGAUGCAAGCUUGCCAGAUCAGCGCCGCCCUCUCGUCAAGAACGCAUCGGCAGUUCAGGUUCCCUCCCGCUGCAUUGCUCGGUUUUUCAGAUGCCUUCCGCGUUGCCUGUAAGCAUCGAAUCAUCGUCGCCUGUUCUUAUGCCGAAUACUUCCGCCAGCUUCUGAAGCCCGUGACGUAUGUUCGACCAUCAGUUCCUUCCUCAUUCUCCUUCCAAAAAACCUCAACCUCAAACCAAACUAACCAAAACAAUUUUGAAUCCGGCCACAACAAAAAACCAGCUCCCAAGUCCAGUUAACGAAAUUCCCUCGAAUUCUUGUUCAAUUUCAUUCCACCCAUGAGCUUAAAAUCUUCCCAAAUUUCCAACACAAACACAACCGGCGGCCCGAUGCAGGGAGAUCCCGGGUACGGGUACGGUGGCUACGGGUACGGGUACGGCGCCGGCGCCGGCGCCGGUGGCUAUGACUACGACAUGGCCAGCUACGGAGGUGGAGGCGGCGCGUACUACUCAGCGAACGACCGGUAUCCCGCCGCGCCAGCUGCCAAUGAGGACCCGGUCGCCGGUCGGAGGCAGCACGACUUCCCGGCGCCACUGACGGGGCUGGAGGUCCAGCCGUCGGACACCUGCCCCAAGAACUACGUCAUCUUCGACCAGACGUACGACCGGAGCCGGGUGAUGUUCCACCCCUCGCUGGUCCCCAACAACUUCGGCUCCUCCGGAGGCGGGUACGACUACGACUACGACAACCGCUGCUACGGCUACGAUCAGAACUACGCCGGCAAGAGCGCCUAUUACGGCUGCGGCGACGACGGCGGCGCUGCCUCGAUUCGGCAGAAGGAGGACACGGACGAAAUCGACGCGCUGAUGAGCACGGAGGACGGCGAGGACGAGGACGACGUGCGCAGCACGGGGCGCACCCCGGGGUGCCGCGCCGGGGGAUCCCCGGACUCCACGUGCUCGUCCGCCGGUUGCGGGGCCAGCAAGCACGAGGCUGGCGGCGAGAAGAAGGAGCGGAUGAAGAAGAUGGUGCGGACGCUCAAGGGGAUCGUCCCCGGCGGCGACCGGAUGGACACGCCGGCGGUCCUUGACGAGGCCGUCAGGUACCUCAAGUCCCUCAAGGUGGAGGUCAAGAAGCUCGGCGCGCGCGGGUCAAGCGGUUAGCUAGCCACCAGCUGGCAUCGGCAUUCGGCGGCGAGCGCAGUGGCCGGCGGUCGAUGAUGACAAGAACAUGCUCUCGUCAUGGCAUCAGAUGCCACGAACCAGUAGCUGGUGCGUGCUCUGUUUGCACUGGCAGGAUCCGAAUUCAGAAUGCGAUGGCAUGGGAUGGGAGCGAGCUCAGUUGCCGCGCGCGUUCGCGCUUUAUUUUGUCA